AUGAGGCCCAUUGGAACCAUAUCUGUUUUUGUGGCUUUGUUAUCAACAACCCAAGCACAAAUACCAAAAGUCAGCGGCUUCAAUUUGGUGUGGUACGACGAUUUCAGCGGCAAGGCCAAAACGGUCCCAGACCAGAAUAAUUGGAUCAUCGACACAGGUACCAGUUAUCCUGGCGGUCCAGCAAGUUGGGGCACAGGGGAAAUCCAGUCAUAUACCAAUAGCCCCAAUAAUGUCCGAGUCAACGGCGCUGGGAAUCUUCAAAUCACCGCCAUCAAGAGCACAACAGGCGCAUGGACUUCAGGGCGAAUUGAGACUCGAAGAGCCAAUUUUAUGGCGCAGCCGGGGGGAACCAUGCGGAUCCAGGCUAGUCUGAAGAUCCCCAACCUAGGAGGCAACGCCGGCGUUGGCUACUGGCCCGCGUUCUGGACGCUGGGCGCUGCAUAUCGCGGCAACUACUGGAACUGGCCGGCAGUUGGUGAAAUUGAUAUCAUGGAGAAUGUCAACAAUCUCGACCGCGCUUAUGCCGUCUUGCACUGCGGUACUCAGCCUGGGGGAGCCUGUAAUGAGCCAUCUGGCCUCAGUGCGUUCCGUUCUUGCCCUGGGAAUUCCUGCGCUGGGAACUUCCACACGUUUAUGGUGGAAGUCGAUAGGUCAAAGUCCGUGGAAGCGAUCCGCUGGUAUGUCGACGGCGUCCAGUUUCACCAGGUUCUCCAGUCGCAACUGCCGGCGGCUACCUGGAAGGGGACUGUUCAGAAGCCGCAAUUCAUCUUGUUAAACAUGGCCAUUGGUGGAGCUUUCCCUGACGCAGUCUAUGGCAAGAAAACACCUCUCAGCACCACCUUGUCGGGUGGGACUUACGAGGUGGAGUAUGUUGCGGUUUACCACACUUAA
Molecule: messenger RNA, 891 nt
Organism: Colletotrichum orchidophilum
Lineage: Eukaryota; Fungi; Ascomycota; Sordariomycetes; Glomerellales; Glomerellaceae
Product: endo-1,3-beta-glucanase
Exons: 2
Coding region: 1-891 (296 amino acids)
Biological process (GO): carbohydrate metabolic process
Molecular function (GO): hydrolase activity, hydrolyzing O-glycosyl compounds
Source: RefSeq, a predicted model, not a curated record